UGGGGUUCAGGUCAGUCGACUAUGGCGCUGCCUGCUACCUUUCUGUCUGAAGACCAGUUCACCUGCUCGAUCUGUCUGGAGAUAUUCAACGAUCCAAUCGCAACACCGUGCGGCCACAGCUUCUGCAAGGCCUGCAUCUCAUCGUACUGGGACGGAGCAGGAGGACGGGGUGCCAAGUUUUACCAGUGUCCCUUCUGCAAGGAGUCCUUCCCCAAGCGACCAGAACUCCAAAUCAACCGAACCCUGAAGGAAAUCACUGAACUGUUCAAGCAGGUUCCAACAGACAGAAGAUCUGGAGGAGCGGAGAAUACCAACUCGCAUCCUCAGCAUCAUCAUUCAGCCCAGUCUCCGCCCGGGAGGCCAAGGGAACUGCCGGAGGGCAUCUUUGCUGAGAUGAUGACUCGUUUUAAGCGGUUGCCUUCUUCCGAGAUGCCUCACACCACCCUCCCCUAUCCCAAUGACCCUCACGCCCAAAGCCCCGGCCCAGUCAACGCUCACCUGUCCUUCCAGGCUCAGAACAAUGAGCAACAUUACCCGCGUCCACCCUACUUCCCUUCAGCCAGGGACCCUCUGAAAGGUCGCGGGGACUCUUCCCCCGGUCUGCCUCUGUGUCCCAUCCACCUGAGAGGUCUGGAGUUCUUCUGUCAGACUGAUAACACCUGCAUCUGCAGCAUCUGUGCGGAGACAGCAGAGCACCGAGGACACAAUGUCACCUCUGCUAAGAGAGAGUGGCACAUAAAGAAGUCCCAGUUAGGUAUUGCAGAGCUGGAGCUGAAGGAACUCAUCUGCGAGAAACAGAGGAAAGUGGAAGAAAUACACAACUCCUUACGAGAGACACAAGUUGCUGCUGAGAGAGAGACAGAUGGACUUGUUUGUGCGUUUUCCAAACUUAUCUCCAGAGUGGAGCGCUGCCAAGCUGAAGUCUUGGAGGUGAUGGAGAUGACUCGGCGAGCGGCUGAGCACAGAGCUCAGAACCUGCUGAGAGAGCUGGAGGAGGAGAUAGCUGAGCUAAAAAAGAAGAGUACAGCACUCAGCCAGCUGGCUCUCUCUGAAGACUACAUACACUUUCUAAAGAUGUUUCCUGUCUUGUCCGUCCCUCAACAAACUAAAGACUGGUCAAGCGUCUCUGUGGUGUCUGAGCUGACCUCAGGGGUGAUUCUCAGGACUGUCAAUCAGAAGAUCGAGCGCUUUCAGGAAGAGAUGCGGAAACUGCCCGAAGUCUGCCAGCUCUCCUCGUUGGACCAAUCCCUACCCAGGCCCAACCCAAAGAUAAGGAGGGUUCAGGAAUAUGCAGUCGACAUCACUUUAGACCCCAGCACAGCCCACCCACGUAUCAUCCUUUCAGAAGAUGGGAAGCAGGCGCAGUGUGGCGACUGCCAUCAGCCGGUACCAGACAAUCCUGAACGCUAUGACCGGGUAGUGUGUGUGCUGGCCCGCCAGGGCUUCAGCACAGGACGGCAUUACUGGGAGGUGGAGGUGGGAGGAAAGACUGACUGGGACCUGGGAGUGGCAAGCUGUUCAGUCAAUCGGAAAGGAAAAAUCACCGUCAGCCCCGCCCAUGGCUACUGGUUCCUCAGCCUGCGGGAUAAGACCGACUACGCCUUCCGAACACUACCCUCAACCAUCCUGACAGUCAACCCCAGACCCUCACGGGUUGGAAUCUAUGUGGACUGUGAUAAGGGCGUGCUGACCUUCUACAACGUGGAGGCCAGAAUGCUCAUCUACACAUUCACAGAUACGUUUACUGACACCAUUCAUCCGUUCUUCAGCCCCUGUACUAAUAUAUCAGGAAGGAAUGAGGCUCCACUAAUCAUUUGCCCUGUUGCAAUGACAGAAUGA
Micropterus dolomieu (smallmouth bass) is the source of this 1839-nucleotide messenger RNA. RefSeq names its product E3 ubiquitin-protein ligase TRIM39-like. The transcript is spliced from 11 exons. The record is from RefSeq and is a predicted model, not a curated record. Gene Ontology annotation, molecular function: protein binding; zinc ion binding. Lineage: Eukaryota; Metazoa; Chordata; Actinopteri; Centrarchiformes; Centrarchidae. Bases 22 to 1839 code for a protein of 605 amino acids.